Messenger RNA from Lepus europaeus (European hare), 6253 nucleotides. It is a transcript of the gene PAPOLG, whose product is annotated as poly(A) polymerase gamma. Gene Ontology annotation, cellular component: nucleus. The record is from RefSeq and is a predicted model, not a curated record. The transcript has 22 exons. Lineage: Eukaryota; Metazoa; Chordata; Mammalia; Lagomorpha; Leporidae. Gene Ontology annotation, molecular function: RNA binding; poly(A) RNA polymerase activity. The coding region runs from base 228 to 2447 and encodes 739 amino acids.
CUGGGAAGGGGCGCCAUAUUGGCGUCGGCCGCGCUGUAUUGUCAUAAAUAGAGCCGGUUUUGUGGUGUUUUCACUACUCGGUUGGAUGCCUCGGCCGUAGUAAGUGAGAAAGUGAGCGAGCAAGCGAGCAAGAAGCGACGGGAGGAAAGUGGACAAGGGGAGAAGGAAGAGCUAGAACUAGACUUCAGAGCGAAAGACACUCGCGGGAGAGGGAGACGCAGGAAGCGAUGAAAGAAAUGUCUGCGAACACCAUGCUGGACAGCCAGCGCCAACAAAAGCACUAUGGAAUUACCUCUCCAAUUAGUUUGGCAUGUCCUAAAGAAAUUGAUCAUAUUUAUACACAGAAAUUAAUUGAUGCCAUGAAACCAUUUGGAGUGUUUGAAGAUGAGGAAGAAUUAAAUCACAGGCUGGUUGUUCUUGGCAAAUUGAAUAAUUUAGUAAAGGAAUGGAUUUCUGACGUCAGUGAGAGUAAGAAUCUCCCACCUUCUGUUGUGGCUACUGUUGGUGGUAAAAUUUUCACAUUUGGAUCCUAUAGGCUUGGAGUACACACCAAAGGAGCUGAUAUUGAUGCACUUUGUGUAGCUCCAAGACAUGUAGAGAGAUCUGAUUUUUUUCAGUCUUUUUUUGAAAAACUGAAACAUCAAGAUGGCAUUAGAAACUUAAGAGCUGUAGAAGAUGCCUUUGUACCUGUUAUAAAAUUUGAAUUUGAUGGUAUUGAAAUUGAUCUAGUCUUUGCAAGACUGGCAAUACAAACAAUAUCAGAUAAUUUAGAUCUAAGAGAUGACUCUCGCCUGAGAAGUCUUGACAUAAGGUGUAUUCGCAGCCUAAAUGGAUGUAGAGUUACUGAUGAAAUUUUGCAUUUAGUGCCAAAUAAAGAAACUUUUAGACUCACCUUAAGAGCAGUCAAAUUAUGGGCAAAAAGGCGUGGUAUUUAUUCCAAUAUGCUUGGAUUCCUUGGUGGUGUCUCCUGGGCUAUGCUGGUUGCAAGAACUUGCCAGUUAUAUCCAAAUGCAGCAGCUUCUACUUUAGUUCAUAAGUUCUUUUUAGUUUUUUCUAAGUGGGAAUGGCCAAAUCCUGUGCUGUUGAAGCAGCCAGAAGAAAGCAACUUGAAUUUGCCUGUCUGGGAUCCCCGGGUAAAUCCAUCAGAUAGGUAUCAUCUCAUGCCCAUAAUCACCCCUGCCUACCCACAACAGAAUUCUACGUAUAAUGUGUCCACAUCAACUCGAACAGUAAUGGUAGAAGAAUUUAAACAAGGUCUUGCAGUCACAGAUGAAAUCCUUCAGGGAAAAUCAGAUUGGUCCAAACUACUUGAACCACCAAAUUUCUUUCAAAAAUAUAGACAUUAUAUAGUGUUGACUGCCAGUGCAUCAACAGAAGAAAACCAUCUAGAGUGGGUUGGAUUAGUAGAAUCAAAAAUCCGUGUACUUGUUGGAAACUUGGAACGGAAUGAAUUUAUUACUCUUGCCCAUGUAAAUCCCCAGUCAUUCCCAGGAAAUAAGGAACAUUAUAAAGACAACAAUUACGUAUCAAUGUGGUUCCUCGGAAUAAUUUUUCGGAGAGUAGAAAAUGCAGAAAGUGUUAACAUAGACUUGACAUAUGAUAUACAGUCAUUUACUGAUACAGUGUACAGACAGGCAAACAACAUAAACAUGCUAAAGGAGGGAAUGAAAAUUGAAGCAACUCAUGUAAAGAAAAAGCAGCUUCAUCACUACCUUCCAGCAGAGAUUCUUCAAAAAAAGAAAAAGCAAAGUCUCUCUGACGUCAGUCGAAGUGGACUUCAAUCCAAAAGAUCAUCUCUGGAUAGCAAUUGUCUGGAUAGCUCCAGAGACACUGAUAAUGGGACACCCUUUAAUUCCCCAGUAUCUACAAACAAGCCUUCUAAACUGGAUAGUCCUCCUGCAGGAGAAACAGAAAGGAAUAGCGUUGAGCCUGCUGCUAUAAUUGUGGAGAAGCCACUGAGUGUUCCACCAGCUCAAGGACUUUCUAUUCCAGUCAUUGGUGCAAAAGUUGACUCUACAGUAAAAACAGCAUCAUCCCCGGCUGUGUGUACCAUUCCUACUGUGGUAGGACGAAAUGUCAUUCCUCGAAUCACAACACCUCACAACCCUGCCCAGGGACAACCACAUCUAAAUGGAAUGUCAAAUAUAACUAAGAAUGUUACACCCAAAAGAUCUCAUUCACCAUCCAUAGAUGGGACUUCUAAGAGGUUGAAAGACAUAGAAAAGUUUAUUCGACUUGAAUCAGCAUUUAAGGACUCCCGUACUGCUGAAGAGAGAAAAAGAAAAUCAUUGGAUGCCAUUGGAGGAGAAUCUAUGCCUAUUCCAACUAUUGAUACAUCACGUAAAAAGAGACUACCUAGUAAAGAACUCCCAGAUUCAUCAUCUCCAGUUCCAGCAAAUAACAUCCGUGUCAUCAAAAAUUCCAUCCGACUGACACUUAAUCGGUAAAAGCAGUGCCUCCUCAAUUAAGUGAACAUGCGAUCAUUUUGUGACAUAGACAGAGCCACUCUUUUCAGAAUAGAAGUGGCUGUCAUACGUAAAAUAAGGUGAAAGUUACAGUCAUCAGCCUGUCGACCUUGAAGUGGUUUUUGAACUCUCACACUUUGACCUGCAGAUGCUGUAGCAUUCUCUCACUGAUUGCUACAUACACUUCUCUGAGGAUCACCUGCUAUCAAAUUGUCAUCUACAGUAUUAUGGCUUUGCAUUUGGAGGUUUUACUGCCUUAACUUUCAAUGCUUGUUUCUCUGUUAUGGGAACCAGUUCUUGGCCACUUGGAUACUGAUAAAACAAGUCCCGAACUAUUUUUUUUUUAAGUCUUAUGUCUGUAAUCAUUGUAUAGAGCUUAAGAAAAAAUGAAAACAAACAAAAAAAAAAUUGUCUUGUAAUUUUCCAAAUGUUAACAAAUUUACUUUUGCAUUGAAGCCACUUUGUGAAACCCGAGAUAAAUGAAUGUGAGAUAUUUUUUCUGCUUUCCUCGGUUUUGUAGAUGUACUGUCUGUUCUGUUGAUUUAAAUUAUUUUUUUCCAGAUUGACACAUAGAUUAUUUAAACUUUUAUUAUUAUUUUUUGUGCCUUUCUGUCCAAAUGUUGCAUAGUUACCAGGGAGGAUUAGUCCAGUGAUUAAAUAAGAGUUGGGCACCAUAAAUUCUCUGUUUUGCCUCCCAUGGAGGCCUUUGAAAUGCAUCUUUACUAAAAAUCAGAAUAUAACCAGGAUACUGAAAGUCAGUAUAUGAAUGGUGAAAUUGUUACAUAUCCUGUCCCAUGCCAUUCUUGUUAGUUGACGGUUCCUUUCCUGAGGAACAGUGCAUUCCAGCAUCAACAAUAAGAUACCUUGAAGUAUGGCAAACUUGUACUUUUGAGGUGUAACAUUAAUUUGGCAUGAUAAUUCCAGACCAUAAUUUACCCCACAACUUCAAACAGUUUCUUCACAGACUAGGCAUGCAGAAUAAGUAGUGGAUUUUAUUGAAACUUAAAGGCAUUUUUGAGUGACAUUGUUACCAACCAUUAAUUGGCUCAGGACCUUUGUAAUUUUUAUUUGACUAUAUGAGUUGUCUUUUUUUACACUGCUUUUUUCAAUGCAUUUCUUAAUAUUUUUUAAGUUUCAUGAAUGCAUGCUCAGUUUAUUAAAAUCCAUAACCAUGUAAUUCUUGUAAUAUGUUGAUUCAGUGUUUUGUAAAUGAAGUCGUAUGUAUUUUCAGAGUAUUUUUGUAUGUACUGUAAGAUACCAUCUUUUCAAAGAGAAACCUUUAAAACCUUUACUGUCUCUCUUUAGUCUAAUUUUUUAAAUAUGGAUUAUGCUUGAAUUAUUAUAUUUAAGAUGAAAAUGUAUAGUUUGCACCAGGAAUGUCAGUAUAUAUUACCUCUUCCAACUUUCAUUCAGCAUUCAGUAGGUCCAUUAGAAAAAAAACAAAAUGGUGUAUUGAAUAGUGCAGGAAAACACCUGGUUGUAUAUUUUAUAGAAUUACAAGACACCAUCUAGCUAGUGGAGAAAUGCAUUGAGUUUAAAUUGUUGAAUUAUGGUUGUCAGAGAACAAUAUUCUUCCUUACUCCUAUUCUAGGACCACUAGGUCUCUAAAAUGCCAAUGCUAAUGUUUAAUUUGUACAAAGGAAAACAUGAAAAAACUUCUUAGAAGAAAAGAAGAGCAAGGAAAAAUGAUUGUUCCAUGAUUCACUUUUUAGCAGAAGAAUGAAAGGAAGUUGUAACUUCCUUGGUAAAGCAUAGCUUACCCCUUUGUUUAUUCACAUAUUUCGACAUUCAUUCUGCAAAUACUCUAUUAGACCAAAAGUGAAAAAUUAUGAAAAGACUUAAAAUUGUCACCUGAAUUCAAACUUGGAAAAAUUUUUUAGUAAGGGAUUUGAUUAAAUUUUAUGUACUUCAUGUGUGUGCUUUUCUGCAUUUAAUAUCCCCUACUUUUAAAUCAACCUUCAAGUCUCUUUAAGAAUUCUCCAUACAUCUGUGUUUGCCUUUGAUUUACCUUGUUAUAUAAACAGAUUCUUUGGAAGUGACUAACAGAGUUUUCUUUAGCAAGAAAGCAAUAAGCCUAAUCUUGUACCUUAGUACGAUCAUUUAUUUUGAAUUCAAGAUCCAUCCAGCAUAAGAUUAAGACGUGGUCAAUGUCUCAAUAUUAGAAUCUUCAAAGAUAGCAUUCUUCAACCUGUUUAGUAACUAACUGAGGACUUGAUUAGAUGCUUUUGAGUUUGGUCAGAGUUGAAGUGUUUUCUAUCCUGACCAGUAUGAAGAACUUUCAAUACAUUUCAUUACCAUAGUAGGAGACCUCCAUUGUACUAAUUCCAAGUAAGUUAAGGAGAGGUAUGGUCUGGGAUUGUAUGUUAUAUUCUGCAGCACUGAGUACAUGUGUUCGUUUUUAAGUAUGAAACUAUAGCCAGAAAUACAUUUUAUAAAGACAGCCUGUUCUUCAGUACACAGAAACAUGUUCAUGUUCACAAGGGUGUUAAAUUUUAAUUACUUUUUAGUGACUAGCUCUGGAGAAUAGUGUAUAUCAAAGGAAAACAGUUCUCUGCUAUUUAAACUUUUAGGCACCUAACCAAUUUGAGAUAGAAGGUGCCUGGAUUAGAAUUGUAAAAAUUGGCACAGAUGAAUUUUAAAAGUAUGUUGAUGUUUAAAUUAAGAGUAACUUUGUCUUAAGGCAGUAAUUUAGUAGCAUUGUUCAAAUGCUUAUUUGAUUAUAGCAGCAAUUAAGUGGAAAUGGGCUAUGUCAAAAUGGACUGAAUUUAUUUUUCACUAUGUCCUACAGCUUUGAAAUAGGAAUUCUUAACUUGGGAGUCAUGAUCCCUUAAGGAAACCUUUGUAAUUUGUAUAUAGGAAUUUUUAUUUAUAUGCACUUUUCAGGGGUAGGGUGGGGAGUUCAUAGCUUUCAUUAGCUUCUCAAAGUGAUUCAUGACCUUAAAAGGGGGAAACUACUGGGUUGGAAUAAUCCUGAAAUAUUUAGAAUUUUCUCCAUUUGAUGUUGUGUUGUAUGUCUAUAAGUGUGCUGUGGAGGACUCUGAGAAACGACGUUUGGAAGUGUAUUUACUUAAGGUGAAAUGUGGUUUCAUCAACAUUUACAAAGUGCUCACUAUCGGAUUUACAAAUGUCUUCAUGUUAACUUACGUUUAUUAACAGUAUUAAAUUUCAGUUCAACAAAUUUCAACUUGAGAUUGAUCAAAGUCUGAUCAUUAGAAAUGGCAGAAAGCAAUCAUUAAAGAUUCCAAUCCUUUGAUUUCAAUAACAUUAAGUUCUUACUUCCACCUCCAUUUUUGUAGUCCAGUCCUGAACAGACCAAUAAAUAGAAGAGCUUUGACUAAAAAAGCAUGUGUGUUUAAACAGCUAUCUAUUAAAUUGUCCAAAGCUUGGAAUUUAAGUGCAGAUGAUGGAAGAAAACCAGUCUCAAUAAUGGUAACUAUUUCCUUAGGAUUUUUUGAAAGAAUUCUGCAAAUUCACAUCCUUCCCACAUUCCCUAUUUUUUCUGAAAUAAUUUUCUGAUAUAACUUUAUAUCUGAAGUUAGUUGAACAAACAAUUAUUAAGCUGGCUAUAAUUUUUAAGCUAUUGCUGCAUUUUAGCAAAUACUCAAAAUUACCUUAUGAACAACGUAGGGUAUGUUGAUGUAAAUGGUGCUACAUCACUCCACAGUAUUAUGUAUAGUGAAUGCAGCUGCUGUUCCUUUCUAGGUAGCCAUUUGUGUAGUUCAUAUUUUUCCUGCCUUUCAUUUGGAUUGUCUAAUUCUUAGUUGUACACAUGAGCCUCAUUAUUUGUC